GAUUUGAUUCACUGUUUCUUUUUGAAACAGGCAGCACACCUGUGACUACACACAGCGUGCCACUUAACCAGCGCUGCCAUGCUCUGGAAAAGCUGUUACAUUAUCUGGAGCUUCUUGUGGUUGUUAACGCUUGAUCAAACUCAUGUUUCACCUGGAAUCAUUUGUAAACCAGGUGAAAAGGCCACAUACUCAAGGGACAGUUGUGAACCCUGCCCAGCUGACCAGUACAACCCUAAACAUAGUGAAAGUAAAGAGUGUCGAAACUGUGAUCCUUGUGGAUCGUAUAGUGAUGAAGUUCAACCCUGCACACCAACAAGUAAUACUAAGUGUCGUUGCCUUGAAGGCUUUACUCCCUGGGACGAAACACAAAAAAGAUGCAAGUGCGAGAUAGGUUCAGGGAUAAAGAAUUUAGGAAAUGGAAAAAUGAUCUGUGAGAAAUGUCCACCUAAAACCUUCUCUGACAAAAUUAACUCUGCAUGUCAACUACUGCCACAGUGCAUUCAGAGCAGUGAGAAAAUUCCAGGAAAUGCCACCUCUGACGUCAAUUGUGGAAAUGAAGCGAAAGCAGUAGUACCUCCUUCCUCCCCCUCUCCUUUUUCUCAGACAUCCUCCAGCACAACAACCAUCACUCCAACCACCAGCACAUACCCCAUCUCUACCCCCACAACCUCCAUUCCAGGGCCCCAAGACAGCAAGAAGCAUGCCCUCUGGCUGGCCUCUCUCGCAGCUUUUCUGCUUCUCAUCCUCAUACUAAAGCUCAGCAGAUGUCCUAAGAAAAGGACAGACAUAGUACGACAAGGUAGUGCAUGUGGAAAGCCAGUUGAGGAAUCUGGCGAGAAAUUCUUUCCUCCUGUCUAAUCCUCCUCUUCACACGCCUGUCUUUAAAAUUGCUAUGACUGAAAAUCAGCCGUAGGUAUUAUAUACCAGUGACACCCACAGUGUUUUAGCUGCACUUUACAUUGCUUUAGUCCUGGAACAUUCAGUCUGUUCCGUGACUAAAAUAAACUGAAACUGAAAUUGUCCUAGAGGUGUUUUUUUCCCCCACUUCAUUUAAAUGUCUGGCUUGAUCUUUGUGUUGGGGCUGAGACAUUAUGAUUACAUGUUAUCCUUUUAUAGGAACUAUUUAAGUGUUAUAUUUUUGAGUUAUGAUGAAACAGUGCUCAUGGAAUGAUUUUGAAUCAUAUAUUAGCAUUGGAUCAUUAUUUUGUAUACAAUCUGUUUGGUUUUCUUUCAUUAAAAAAGGCAUUUUUUUGUCUUUUAUUUUACAUAUAAAUGUCACUAGAAAUGCAUAGGACAUUAAGCCUCAUUGGAAGAUGUUGACUGUUAGAGCCACCAUCGAAACUAGUGUGUAGCUGCUGAAAAAAAUAUUACUGUGAAGCCAUGACCUUUUACUGGCGUUUCCAAAAUGCCCUUCUGUUUUACCACCGAAAUGGGUCUAUGCCUUGUGAUGACUUAUAAUCUCCUGAGGUAUCAAACCAGGAUAAUGUGUGGGCUUAGGACAAAUUGAGAAUGCUUAUUCCGUUUAUAGUUUUUUUUUUUUUUUUUUGUCUUAUUAUGUGGAUACAGAUAUUAGUAAAAGUGGACUGCACAAUAGACACAUAUAAAUGUUUAAGAAUACAAAUAGGUUCAAAAUACUUAUUUUGUUUUUUGGAAAAUUAGGCACAGUUCAAGUAGUCUUUGGUAUUAUGUUGUAUUUUAUUUCUUGUCAUUGCUCUGACAUCAUUUACACAUUAUUUUACUGUUUAUCUACAAAAGAGAAUUCUAUGUUUAUUUAAUAUUUCUUAUUAAAACUCAUUAAAACAUGGCCUGUAUUACA
Molecule: messenger RNA, 1816 nt
Organism: Pangasianodon hypophthalmus (striped catfish)
Lineage: Eukaryota; Metazoa; Chordata; Actinopteri; Siluriformes; Pangasiidae
Product: tumor necrosis factor receptor superfamily member 4
Exons: 7
Coding region: 79-858 (259 amino acids)
Biological process (GO): regulation of cell population proliferation
Cellular component (GO): external side of plasma membrane
Molecular function (GO): cytokine binding; signaling receptor activity
Source: RefSeq, a predicted model, not a curated record